Pyrenophora tritici-repentis Pt-1C-BFP is the source of this 1317-nucleotide messenger RNA. NCBI's taxonomy places the organism in Eukaryota, Fungi, Ascomycota, Dothideomycetes, Pleosporales, Pleosporaceae. The record is from RefSeq and is a predicted model, not a curated record.
AUGGCAUCAGGAACGAUCGUUGAUGGUGCCAACGGGUCGCGGAAGUAUCCAUUCGACAUAUCGCGUUUCUUCGUCGUAUGUAUGAACAGCCUAGGGAGCCCCUACGGCAGCGCAAGCCCAGUCACGGCCAAAGACGGCGACGCCUCACUGGGACAGUACGGACCCGAGUUCCCGCUGACAACAGUGAGAGACGAUGUCAACAUCUUCAAGCUUAUCUUGGACGACCUCGGGGUGAAGCAGAUCGCUGCCGUAAUAGGAGGAUCAAUGGGCGGCAUGCUUGUGCUUGAAUUCGCCUACUUUGGGAAAGACUACGUCAAGACCAUUAUACCGAUUGCCACAUCAGCUCGCUACAGCGCAUGGGGUAUCAGCUGGGGUGAGGCGCAAAGGCAGAGCAUCUACAGUGAUCCCAAAUAUGAUGAUGGCUACUACUCAUACGAUGACCCUCCUUCGACCGGCCUUGGAGCGGCGCGAAUGUCUGCUCUCCUGACAUACCGAAGCCGUGAUUCGUUCGAGUCGAGGUUUGGGCGCAAUACACCUGACACCUCCAAGAAGCAGAGCAUCAAUACCAUAGCACGGUCGACGACUCCAACGAACCCCUCACACGAGCAUUGGGCGAUACACAACGAUGGGCACAAGAACGCCAGAUCACCCCGGCUCAUGUCCAGAACGAAUAGCAGUACUGCCAUACCAGGUACGACCGCAGCGCAUGCUGAUCUUGAAUUCCACGAUGCUUCCAAUCCGGCUACACCGCCCCUGCAAAGGACCAACUCAACGAGUAGCAAUGGCCAAUUCUCGCGCUCUACGAAGCCUCUUGCACCGCACUACUUCUCCGCGCAGUCAUAUCUACGGUACCAGGGCGAGAAGUUCAUCAAGCGAUUCGAUGCCAACUGCUACAUUGCAAUCACACGGAAGCUAGAUACACAUGACAUCUCUCGUUAUCGAUAUCCAGAGGGCGAAACUCCGGAGACUCUAGAUCAAGUAUCAGCUCUUCACCAUGCUCUUUCUUUGAUUGAACAACCCACACUCGUACUAGGUAUACAGUCAGACGGUUUGUUCACAUUUGCUGAACAGCAAGAGUUGGCUGCGCAUAUCCCUCACGCUACGCUGAAGACCAUCGACUCCCCUGACGGCCACGAUGCCUUUUUGUUAGAGUUCGAGCAAGUAAACAAACAUCUGGUCGGCUUCUUGAAUACCGAGCUUCCCGAGAUCAUAAACAGAACACCCAGUAUAGACACAACGGUGACCCAUUCUGGCAUGGCAGCUACCAAGACCAGCACCUUUGGUGAGGCUGAGGUCGACGACAUCACUGCGUGGUAG